AUGGCUCUUGUGGCUUGCCAGAAAGUGGAUAUCCUGCAUGGGACCGUCCAAGACAACAUCACGUUUGGCAAGCGCUACAAUGAGGAAAAGUUUGAAAAGGUGGUGGACGUGUGCUCUUUGCGUCCGGACCUGGAUCUGCUGCAGGACGGUCAGUCCACCAUCAUUGGGGAGCGCGGGGUGAACUUGUCUGGUGGCCAGAAAGCUCGAGUAAGUCUGGCUCGUGCUGCGUACAGCGACGCCACGAUUCAGUUGCUGGACGACCCACUGUCAGCCGUGGAUGCACAUGUUGCAGUGCACCUGGUGAAGGAAUGCCUGGGUGCCAACGGUUUCCUGGCGAAGACGACGCGCCUGCUGGUGAGCCACCAGGUUCAGUUUGCCACAGAGGUCUGCCGGACAAAUUCCUACUCAGAUCUCCUUGUGGGUCAGAUAAGUGCAUGGAACUUGUGGCGAGUAGUGGACAUGGUGGUCGUCAUCCGGAACGGAGAGGUGACGGCCUUGGGCCCGCCCCAGCAGUUCUCUAUGGAAGAGCUGCGUUCUGCCGAGAGGUCCGCGGAGGAAGCGGAACAAUCUGCAGAUCCUCCAAAUGCCGAUCUUUCGGGAGCCCCGCCUCCUUUCUACCGGGCGCGGUCGGUACCAGACGAGCAGGAGGCCAAAGUUCCAGCAGGGGAACGCACCGUGGUUCGGAAGGUGUCCAGCAAGGCUUUCACCCGAAGCACCAGCGCUCCGGCUGAGCAAGUCGAGCACAUCGCCAAUGGCAGGUCUCCUGUUCGCAGAAGAUCGCUGGAGGGAGCCGAGGAGACCGGAGAAGUUGAGGAGCGUGCUGAAGAGGUUGAGGAAGGCAGUUUGAGUGUGCGGGUCUGGUGCUCCUUCGUGCGUGCCAUGGGCUGCGGCGUGUGGGUAGUGAUUGCAACGAAUUUUGUCAGCACCGCAGGCUACCUGUGCUCGGCUCUUUGGAUCGGGCACUGGCCAGAAGUUAGCGAGAGCUUGGGGACUGCGGAUGCACUGGUUGAAAAGUUCUCGUCUCAGAAGCUGCAGGUGUACGCGGCGAUCUCCUUCUCAAUUGUCAUCUUCACAGCGAUGAGGCAGGUGUGGAGCAAUGCGAAACUUGUGAGUUUGGUUUUCGACCAUGGAAGCAUGCAUCAGCGGGCGCUUUGGGCAGUGAUCCGAUCCCAGGUUGAUGUUAUGCUAAGCAUUGGAUACUGUUCUCCCAUGGCCUGGCACGACACCACCCCCACAGGUCGGGUAGUCAACCGCUUCUCCUCGGAUUUGCAGAAGGUGGACACAGACCUGCAAAACAAUGUGGUGGCCUUGCUGCGAGCCAUGUACGACAUGUUGGCUAGCUUCCUGGUGGUCCUCGUUGUGGUUCCGCUGAUUUUCGUGGUGGUGGUUCCUUCCUUGCUGGCUUAUUUCUGGAUCCAGAAAAUAUACAGGAAGACAGGCCGCGAAAUUCAGCGCAUGGCCAGCAAGUCCUACAGUCCAAUUUACCAAGGUGUGGAUGAAGCCAUUGCUGGAGUUGCCACCAUCCGAGCAUAUGAGAAGCAGCAGCACCUUCCGCUUCGUCAGA
Molecule: messenger RNA, 1564 nt
Organism: Symbiodinium pilosum
Lineage: Eukaryota; Dinophyceae; Suessiales; Symbiodiniaceae
Source: the annotation of a GenBank genome assembly